CUGAGAGCGGCUAAACAGUGAAUCAAAUGAUGGCAGCAAAUAUUUCUACAAGCGAUUUGGAAGACAUUUUAAGGAUUGGUCCCGUGGCUUUCCGGGAGAGAUGAUGAAAUCAUGGAUGACACUGUACAACCAGAAACAGAAACAGUCCAACAGCCUGUAAUUAUUGAAGCUGAGCAAGAGGUGGUCAAAUCGAGCAGCAGUGGACUCAAUAAGAACCUGCUACGCUGCUUGCUACUGGUGUUACCUGUAGCUAUACCUGUAGUGAUCUACUUACGAGACGUUGCUCCCACGCGUCGCAUCUUUCUCACCACUUUUGUGCUGUUGUUGGUUGUCGUUUUCUCCUGUAUGUUGAUGGCACUGCUGCGGGCUCACCGGCGCCAUCUGGAGGAUGCCAUGUCGGAUAGUGAGAUAACACGGGAGCUUGCGCAACAUCACAUAUUGUCUAUGACAAACCGCUUUUUACCACGAAGAUCAGCUUGUGGCACGCAUGAAAUUCACUCUUAUACCCACACCCCUGUACAUUAUCAUCUUGCACCCCACUACCAUAGUCGUUCUCCAUCCCCGCAGGUGCCUCACUCCCCAGUUUCUCUUGACUCUCCGCUCUCUCGCUCUCCUUCUUGUCGCCAACAUUCGCGCUCACCCUCUCUUCGUCAACCUUCACGCAGUUCUUCAGUACGCCAGCAUUCGUCCAGAUCCCCUCUCCAUCGGAACUCGAGAUCCCCUUCCCCUUACAGAACUCGCCGAUCUUUUCGACGACAUUCUUCAAGUUCUCCUCCGCGUCGGGUCCAGUCGACCAGCCGCCUACCGCGGUCGCCUUCUCCUUAUCGUGCAGCACUGUCUCCGGCAUCUUAUGUGGACCAACUAACGCCUCCUGUCGUUCAUCCAGGUCGAUCCCGCUCGCUCUUCUUCUCGGUUCACGUAAACUCUACACAAGUGCACGUUCAGCCUCCCACCAGGGAUGAUCCACCACCCUACGAAGUAGCUUUAGGAUGUCCUCUGGCUACUGUCCGUAGUCCUAGAGAAGGUGCCUGUAAUCCACAAGCUGAAACUCCGCCUCCUAGCUACGAUAAAGUAUUAAACUAGAGAUUAAAUGCUCUUUACCGAUAAUCGGUAUCGCAUGAACUCACGCUCGACUGUUUUACGAAGACCAAUAUUUCUUGUAAGUGCUCAUUAGUGUGGAAAAAUAGUUUGCUCUGGACUCCGAUCAGCUUUAAAAACUUGAAGAUCACAAACGUGUUGCUGGUCAAAAGGAAAUGUCUUUAUUACGAUUUGUUUUUGUGGUAAAAAAUAACGCAGAAAUUGUAUUCAAAACUUGCGUAUAUGCGCUCUUUGAUCAGCUACAAUAUUUGAAAGUCAUAUUACUUCGUGAUUAUAUCCAGUGAAAGUACUUUACGCAAACAAAUACAGUAAUAUUACUAACUACAUAUAUUGUAAUACUGUUUCUUGGAAUUUAAAGUGAUAAAAACAUACACACACAAAACAAAACAUUUAUAAUGCUUUGUGUGUGAUAGAAAUUGCCUGAACUUGGAAAAUAGGAAAAAAAUCAUGGUACGACAACCAGAUACUGUAUAAAAAUUCCUAUAGUGGCUGGAACUUGCUCCAGACGUGGCUUAAAAGUGUGUUGCUCAUAGUUUAUUUCGGCUGAUCAAUGAUUAAUCACUAAAAGUUUCCAACGACUUUUUUUAAAGGUUUCAAAGCGUUAGAUACUAAUCUUUGAAAAAUCAAUAGGUAAAAAUAAUUAGUAUUUUCCAGAGUAAUGUUUUUGUUAUACAAUGUUUGUAUGAGAUGUUAGAGUGAAUUUAAAAUGGUAAUGAAAUUCUUAAUUAACACGAUAUUUGUUAGAAGCAAUCUUUGACCAUUUACUGUGUUACAAAGCUUUAAUAUUUUUAUCUAUAUUAAAGUACAGUAAUUUAAAUUA
This is a messenger RNA of Limulus polyphemus (Atlantic horseshoe crab), 1918 nucleotides long. RefSeq lists its product as uncharacterized. The record is from RefSeq and is a predicted model, not a curated record. Bases 112 to 1083 code for a protein of 323 amino acids. The transcript is spliced from 2 exons. NCBI's taxonomy places the organism in Eukaryota, Metazoa, Arthropoda, Merostomata, Xiphosura, Limulidae.